Molecule: messenger RNA, 3534 nt
Organism: Triticum urartu
Lineage: Eukaryota; Viridiplantae; Streptophyta; Magnoliopsida; Poales; Poaceae
Product: calmodulin-interacting protein 111-like
Cellular component (GO): chloroplast; cytoplasm
Molecular function (GO): ATP binding; ATP hydrolysis activity
Source: RefSeq, a predicted model, not a curated record
AUUCCCAUUCUUAUACCCUAGCUAACCCCAAAAGCUCGCCGGAACCGCCGCCAUGUCUUCGAAGGGCAAGAAGAAGCAGAAGCCGUCGGUGUCCCCGCAGCCGUCACCUCGUACCCCCCUCUCUCGCGCCCGUGAAGGCACCGGCGGCUGCAUCCUGGACCUCCCGUCCACCGCUGCAGCGGCAGCGGCGCGGUACCCGGCGCUCGUACCCCGCGGAGGCGCCGGUUGUUUCACCGGCACCGUCUUCGAUGUGGUCUCCAGGGGCGGGAUUCGUGGUGGCGAGGGGAGGCUCUGGCUCUCCGGGGACGCCAUGGCCAGCUCCGGGCUGCGGCAUGGGUGUCUCGUCUCUGUGUCACUCAUUUCUUCAAGUAGUAACAGUUUAGAUGAAUUCCCACUUGAUAGCUUAUUUGAGGAGUGCACCAGAUUCUUUGAUCUUGAUGUGGACAAUGAUCUCAUCUCUAAUGAAGCUGGGGUGAACUUUGUGACUGCCAAAGUUUUCCCUUCAUGUGAGGUUCAAAAGAAUGGCAUCAAGCUCUCUUGGGACCUUGCCUGCACGCUGGGAUACCCUGUAGUAGGUCGUCCUUUGUUAAUUAGCCCCCUAUAUACAUCUCAAGCCCCAAAACAAACUGAUGGUGGUGAGUUUUUGAGGGUGAUAAAAUGCAGCGAUCUCUACCUUAGUCUAGUUCCACCAAAAGUUGCACCAUGCAGCCAUAAUAAGUCAGAGUCUGAUUGCCAUCCUGUAAGAAAUGUGAUGGUUAUGGAGUCACCUAAAAGGAUUCCUUCAACUUCUCCAUGCAGAAAUGAAUCCCAUCACGGUGCAUCUUACAGUGGUUCUUCAUUGUGCUUGGAUCAAGCCACUGCAAAAUCAGUAUUGGCAGAUGAUAAAAUAAAUGACUUGCUGCAGACUUCUGCAUCACGGUGGCUCAGUGGUAGGCACUUACUGAAAGGAAACUACGUUCCUCUCCCAAUGUGCGGGAAACUAUCUAUGUUUGUAGUUUUGCGUGCAGAAACAGAUGGUUCUGCCCUGGAUGUAGUGCAUGAGAAAAACAAUUCAAUGUCUAAUGCAGAGGUCUCUGGUAAAUUGGUUGAAACCCCUGCUUUGUUCCUUGUCAACAGAACCACAAAAGUGCACCUUUCUGAUUUGUCAUCUUCAAAGGAGUUUGGGUCAGAUAAGCUAGGGCUCCCACCAGAAUAUUCCGUGUGUGCUGAUACAGGAAAUGAAGAUACCAAUCCUAACCAAAGGCUUGGUGGGUUAUCUGAAGUAUCAGCAAAAGUAAAAGAAAUGAUUUCAUUUUCGCUGGCAGAUCAAAUUAGUCUGCCGAGGAAUGGUUUGCAUGAUUUACCAAGGUAUAAAGGUAUUCUUCUUUAUGGUCCACCUGGAACAGGGAAAACCUCUCUUGCUUCUUCAUGUGCCUAUGAUCUGGGAGCCAAUCUUUUUACAAUCAAUGGACCAGAGAUCAUUAGUCAGUAUCACGGUGAAAGUGAACAAGCAUUGUAUGAUGCUUUCACUUCAGCUAAGCAAGCUGCACCUGCUGUGAUAUUUAUUGAUGAAUUGGACGCGAUUGCUCCAGCCAGGAAGGAUGGAGGCGAGGAGUUAUCUCUUAGAAUGAUUGCCACUCUGUUAAAACUGAUGGAUGAGAUUGGCCGUAAUGAUCGUGUUAUCCUGAUUGCUGCUACAAAUCGGCCUGAAAGUAUUGAUCGUGCAUUACUGCGCCCAGGAAGAUUCGAUCAAGAAAUUGAAAUAGGAGUACCAUCUCCAGGACAGAGGCUGGACAUACUUCACCUCCUUCUAAGUGGAGUUCACCACUCUCUCACUAGUGAGGAAGUUGAGUGCCUUGCUUUUGCCACUCAUGGAUUCGUGGGUGCUGAUCUAGCUGCACUCUGCAACGAGGCUGCAUUGAGUGCUCUUCGCCGUUAUAUCAGUGUAAAAGAAAGUUCAACUCAACCACUUGGUGAUCGUGCCACACAUGCAGAAAAGACUAAUAUUCAAGAAAUUGAUGGCCUUUUGGGUUAUGAAAUAAGCUCAUUAUCAUCAUCUCUCUCAAAGUUAACCAUGUCAACGGAGGAUUAUAGCUGGACCAAUAGAGGUGAUAUCAUAGAAAGUAGCGAGCUGAAUGAUAAGAAAGAUGAGUUGCUAUUGUUGGUGAUUAAAGAUGACUUUGAACAAGCUAAAAUGAAAGUUAGACCAAGUGCAAUGCGUGAGGUAAUGCUAGAGCUUCCGAAGGUACAAUGGGAGGAUGUUGGUGGUCAAGCCAGGAUUAAGAAGCAGUUAAUUGAAGCCAUCCAGUUGCCACAGAAAUGCCCAGACGCAUUUGAACGCUUAGGGAUCCGCCCUCCUAGAGGAUUGUUAAUGAUUGGACCACCAGGUUGCAGUAAGACAUUGAUGGCUCGCGCCGUAGCUUCUGAAGCAAAAAUGAAUUUCCUUGCAGUUAAGGGUCCUGAGCUUUUCAGCAAAUGGGUCGGUGACUCUGAGAAGGCAGUGAGAUCAUUAUUUGCGAAGGCGAAGGAUAAUGCGCCUGCAAUAUUAUUUUUUGAUGAAAUAGAUGGGCUUGCAGUAACUCGUGGCCAUGGAAAUAAUGGCAUAUCUGUUGCUGAUAGGGUACUCAGUCAGCUGCUACAGGAAAUGGAUGGUUUGGACCAAAAGAUUGGUGUCACUGUUAUUGCAGCUACGAAUCGUCCUGACAAAAUCGACAUUGCACUUCUGAGACCAGGUCGUUUCGAUAGACUGCUUGAUGUUCAGCCACCAGAUGAAGCUGACCGUGAAGAUAUUUUCCGGAUUCAUACACGCAGCAUUCCCUGCAGUCACGAUGUUAAUCUAAACGAACUCGCUAGACUCACAGAAGGCUACACCGGUGCUGACAUAAAGCUCGUCUGCAGGGAAGCCGCUGUAGCUGCUCUUGAUGAGAACUUUGACAUCCCAGAAGUAGCAACUACACACUUCAAGUCGGCAAUCGACCGAGUAAGUCCAUCAGAUAUGAAGUUUUACCAAGAACUCGCGGCACGAUUCCGCCGACUCGUUGAUGACACAGAUAAAGCAACAAUGCCCGGAACACAUACCGAACCUGCCAUUUAGUGGCCCAUAAGAUUCUUCUGUCUGUACAUAGCAGAGAGCAGUUCACUAAGCUGUAUGCACAAGACUGCAAUCCUCAUUUUUGGUAGUGCCAGCUAUGAUAUGGGAUCGGCAAGAGAAAUGGGCGUUAUUGCUUGGUCUGCAGUCGUUUUCUCUUCACUUGGUUAUUGUAUCUAAGCCUGAUGUUCACAAUGAUUCUACUGAUCUGCUCCGAAGAAUCCAUGUUGGCCUUGCCAAACAAAAGGAAAAAGGAAUCCAUGCUGACAGUUGUACUAUGAUCUUCUCCAGCAUUUCAUGCAGCUGAUUUCUUUUUUGUAUUUUUGGUUCUGGUGAAAGCUAGUAGUGCAUGUCAUGAGUUUCAUCCUUUUCAUGGAUCUCCAUCUGAUCUAGCAGUACUAAUUUUGUAGUGGUAGCUCUUGAAAUAGAGGAUACUGAUCACUAAACAAUUGCCUGUGCAAUUUCAA